UCGCCCCCGCCGCGUCCCGGCUGCUCUUCCGCCUGCGAGUGGCGGCCGCGGCGGGUCCCGGCAAGCGAGGGGCGCGCCUUGACCCCUCGGCAGCCCCCGGGGACGCAACCUCGGACAGGAUCCACUGAAGUUGUUUUCCGUAGAGAGACACUCUCAUGGAGUGAUUUCCUGGGUCUUCAUGCAGUCAUGGAUAUGGAUAAACCAUCUGUCUGGGGCUCUUUGAAACAGCGGACCAGGCCUUUGUUAAUCAACCUGAGCAAGAGAAAGGUGAAGAAGAAUGCAAACAAACCCCUAGAUCUAAGGGCAAGGCGUCCCCUGGACCGCCGCCUCAGCCUUUCUGUCCCUGACCUCCUGGAGGCCGAGGCCUUGGCCCCAGAGGGGCGGCCUUACUCUGGGCCCCAGUCGUCCUAUACCUCAGUGCCCAGCAGCCUGUCGACUGCAGGGAUCUUUCCCAAGAGCAGCAGUAGCUCCUUGAAACAGUCUGAAGAAGAAUUGGAUUGGAGCCAGGAAGAAGCAGGCCACCUCCACGUGGGGGAAACAGACUCCGAGGAGGCCUAUGCCUCUCCUGCCGAGGACAGGAGACCUUCCAGCAAUGACAUCUUAGAUCUGCUCCAGAAAACUCCCCUUGAAGAGGAUGCACUGGAAGAGCCGGAGAAGCUCUGCGGCAGUGGUGAUCUGAAUGCUUCUCUGACAUCCCAGCAGUUUGAAGAACGAUCUAUGUUUGGGGAAGCCGGCGAUGGCGUGAGUGACCUGCCCAGUCCUUUUGCCUACCUCCUCACCAUACACCUGAAGGAAGGCCGCAACCUGGUCAUCCGAGAUCGCUGCGGCACCAGCGAUCCCUAUGUGAAAUUUAAGCUGAAUGGGAAGACGCUGUACAAAAGUAAAGUCAUAUAUAAGAACUUGAAUCCAGUGUGGGAUGAGGUAGUUGUACUUCCCAUUCAAAGCCUUGAUCAAAAGCUCCGUGUGAAGGUAUAUGAUCGGGAUUUAACCACAUCCGAUUUCAUGGGCUCGGCCUUUGUCAUCCUCAGAGAUCUUGAGCUUAACAGGACGACUGAACAUAUUUUAAAAUUGGAAGACCCCAACAGUUUAGAAGAAGACAUGGGGGUCAUUGUGUUAAAUUUGAACCUAGGAGUAAAACAGUGCGAUUUCAAGAGACAUCGUUGGUCAAACCGGAAGCGGCUGAGUGCCAGCAAGUCCUCUUUGAUACGCAACUUGCGACUCUCAGAGUCCUUGAAAAAGAACCAACUCUGGAAUGGGAUUAUAAGUAUAACCUUGUUGGAAGGGAAGAAUGUAUCAGGAGGAAGCAUGACAGAAAUGUUUGUCCAGUUAAAACUGGGAGACCAGAGGUAUAAAAGUAAGACACUGUGUAAGAGUGCAAAUCCGCAGUGGCGGGAACAGUUUGACUUUCACUACUUCUCUGACAGGAUGGGCAUUUUGGACAUUGAAGUGUGGGGAAAGGACAGCAGAAAGCACGAGGAACGUCUGGGCACGUGCAAAGUGGAUAUCGCAGCGCUGCCUCUGAAACAAGCCAACUGCUUGGAGCUGCCCCUGGAGAGCUGCCUGGGGGCCCUCCUGAUGUUGAUCACGCUCACUCCCUGUGCUGGCGUCUCCGUCUCCGAUCUGUGCGUGUGCCCCUUAGCAGACCCCAGCGAGAGAAAGCAGAUUGCCCAGCGAUAUUGCUUACAGAAUUCCCUGAAAGAUAUGAAGGACGUCGGCAUUUUACAAGUGAAGGUCUUAAAGGCAGUAGAUCUCUUAGCAGCGGAUUUCUCAGGGAAGAGCGAUCCUUUUUGCUUGUUGGAGUUAGGCAAUGACCGACUUCAGACACACACCAUUUACAAAAACCUCAACCCUGAGUGGAACAAAGUUUUUACAUUUCCUAUUAAAGAUAUCCACGAUGUUUUGGAAGUGACAGUGUUUGACGAAGAUGGAGAUAAACCUCCUGAUUUUCUUGGAAAAGUUGCCAUUCCCUUGCUGUCCAUUCGAGAUGGACGACCAAAUUGCUACAUAUUGAAGAAUAAAGAUUUAGAACAAGCUUUUAAAGGAGCUAUUUACUUGGAGAUGGACCUCAUAUAUAAUCCGGUCAAGGCGAGUAUUAGGACCUUUACUCCCAGAGAAAAGCGCUUUGUUGAAGAUAGCCGCAAGCUGUCCAAGAAGAUCUUAUCAAGAGAUGUAGACCGUGUGAAAAGAAUCACCAUGGCAAUGUGGAAUACAAUACAGUUCCUUAAAAGCUGCUUCCAGUGGGAAUCCACGUUAAGAAGUGCAGUAGCGUUUGUGGGGAAGCUCUUGGAUGAUGGAGAAGGAUUUUCAAGAGAGCGUGAAGGCUGAAAACCACUCCAUGAAAGGGUCAUGGAUGGAAUCUACACUUUUGCCAGAUUCUUUUUGAGAAUUCCAGGUUGUUCAAAAUAAGGGCUGGGUAGAGCCAAGCACAUUCAUCUACGUAUCUACAUUAAUGCAUUCCUUCCAGAUGUCUUAAAACAGCAGCUAUCAGAGAAAUAGACCAUAUUUCUAGUGUGCGGGGGCGGAGAAUGGGUGCUCUAUUGUCUAUCCCUGUAUUUCAGUACAAAUAUGUGAUUUAAAGAUAGUUAAGAUGAAUUGAAUUUGCUCUCAAAAGAUAAUUCUGCGUUGUGAUGUUUAUAUUGUGAAACCAACCAUCCGUGUGGGGUUUUUGUUUGUUUGUUUUGUUUUUCUAUUGGGAACUUGAAUGUAACAAACCCCAAUAUUGUCUAUAAAGAGACCUAAAGUUGCAUUGUGGCCUAAGUGAAUUAUUUUUUUUUCAUAUGAACAAAAAAAAGAAAAAAAGAAAAAAAAAUUUACUUGACAGAUGGCAUCAUCAGAAGAUUAUUUUAAAUAACCAAGGCCUCCUAAUGCUGUAAAAAAGGAUUGCAUUUUUUUUUCAUUUUUCCACUAGUGUUUCAGGCACACACCUAUUGCAUCAAGCAAGGGAGGCAAGUCUGUGGGGCAUUGAUGGAUUCCUUAUUUUAUUAAAUUUUUACUUGGACGUUUGAUGUUAAAAAGCAAUCUAAAUCUACCAUAUAUCAAUGGGUCUCUUCAUAAAGCUAUGAUUUUAACAUCUGUGACUUUUUCCCUCAAUUUUUUGAGUGUCAGAAAAAUGAAGAAUUUCUUCUUCAGGGUCGACAGGGCCUGCAAAAUGAUACAUAAUUUAAAGCAUCAAUCAACCUGCCCGGCCCCUCCCUGUAAGGUUAAAAAAUACCAUUCCCCACUUUCUUAGUGAUGUCCCGUAUUUAACAUACACAAAUCCUUCACUUUUAGAGAUCCUGGGAUGUUGAGAAAUAUGAAAUGAUUUCACACUGAACUCAAAAACAACAGCAGCAGUAACAGAAUGGACCCUUUCAACCCACACGCGCACAUGUGCUUAAACAUACACACACACACAUGCGCACACACACACACACACACACACACACACACACAGACUAAGAGAAGCAAAGGUAUUCGGGGAAUACAAAGUUUCCCCAUGGAAGAUUUUGUGAGAACGGUUUAGCUAGCAUUUCAUAGGAGAUCCUGAGGAUUGCUUCUGUCCAUGAUCCAUUCCGUGGCCUGAAGAACGUUCAGAUUGAAUUUACUUUGCUACGCACAACCACUAUCAUGUGGAAUUUUGUUUCAAAUAGGGCUAUUAAAAUAGUGCUGGUCCGUAUCUUUUUGAUGCUUCUGAUAUUUAUGUGUUCACUGUGUCUAAAAGAUUUACCUCUUCUUUAAGUUCUAUCAUCAAUUUAUUUACAACUAGAUGCACCUGCAUUUGAUCAAACAUUUGGUGGUGGUUUCAUAUCCACCAGAAGUCAGUUGCAUGUGCAAAACAGACAUCCCUGCAUGUCUGGUAGGUGUUCUUGCACUUGCAGCUCAAGGUUAACAGUAUUUCUCUAAAGCCGAAAAAAAAUCCAGUUAUAAUAACCAUUUUGUCUGGAGGAGAAGAUAUUUUUUGACAUUUUAAAUGUAUACAUCCAUACAUAUGCUCAAAAUGUACAUAAAUAUAUUGUAUAAAAUGCUGAAGAUAUUUGACAGUUUAUUGUUUUAUUAACAUUUAUAAGAUGAUUUCCCAAAUCUCCGUUUUCACAGAGGACUACAUAGUAUACCUUCAAAAAUAUUUUAAGGUUUUUUUUUUUUCCAGCACUUUUUCAUAAGAACAAUCCAUCAGUUGCCCAUUGUGAUUAUAAUUUUUACAACAUAAUUGUACCUUCUAUUGACAACUUCUCAGGCAUUAACUAAUUAUGCCAUUUAAUAAAAUUAUAGUAAUUGCAUUAAAAGAUUAUCUGUUGAAAAUUUAAAAGGACACUCUUCACUAUUCUCGCGUAUUUUCAUGUUUAUAUUUUCAACUCUACAAUUGAAUUGCACUUUCAGACAGAAUCAUAGCUAUGCGGACUGAAAUCAGGUGGCAUUUGGAGCGUCCCAAUUUUGACUAGUAAGCGUUAGAUCUAAUUGUUUUUUUUCAGAUCUUCUUCUUCUUUUUUUUUUUUUUAAUUCCUGGAAGAGCAUACAUGGCCAGUCUUCACAUGGCCCCAUUCGAUAGCAAGUGAAUGGUUAACUCUCACUUUUGUAUUGUAGGUCCAGGCUCUGUAUGGGAAUGCUUCCGUCAUUACCUACUGCUUCCCCUACACUUUCUAUCGGGAUGCGCUCAGACACACACAUUUUCUGCCUUCUGUGAUUUUUUUCAGGCUGGGGGCCAUGAUCUUUGGCAGAUUCCAGUGAAUUCAGGCUAGUUCUAGGUCUCUCUACUGUCCAGAGAUACCCAUACUGUUCAUUUAAACUUGGUCCUGAGCGUAGGGUCUUAAAUCUUUGCGAAAGAAAAGCCUCUAGAGACGAUGUCACUCCUUGACCUAGCCAAUGCCUUCUUCAGGCUUGCCGUUUUCAUUCCCUUCCUCGCUUUCCACAAUCAUUGCAUGUCUCGUGUCCCAUGUACUGUUAGAUAUUGAGAUACAAAAAUGAAACUGUCAUGCUAAGUCCUUACUGGUCUCUUAUUCAGCACCCCCCUCUCUUUCCCCAUCUCCCUCCAUUCAUCCCUCUCUCUUCCUCUUUGUCAUCCAUCUGCCCCUCCUUCCAGCUGCUCCCCAGCACCUCUCCCCAUUUCUCUUGCCACCCGCCUGCUUCUCUCCCCUACCCUCUUACAUCUGAAACCACAGAGGUGCCACACAAUGAUUAAAGCACUCCAUAAGAAAAAUCAAAUUUGUCCUUUGGAGAUCAACUUAGAUACUAUUCAUGAGGAUAAUUUAAAAAUAUUCAAUGGGCUACACAUGUGGGUAGGGAUUAUUAUCUGAUAUAACGAUCGGUAGGCACGGUGUUGUUCUAACUCAGAGGCCUCUCUAAAGCAGGUGCACGCACACGCACACACGUAGGCACAUAGUUACUGCUUCCUUGCAAAGGAUGUUAUGUGAGGACUUGUGGAGGACCUGUUCCAGGACAGGGCAGAAGUGCAAAUCAUAGUAUUAUAUGCCAUACAAUUAGCAUUCAAGAGUCACCUCUUUUCAGCGCUGAUUCACGUGCUUGGAACCACCAAAUGCAAAGCAUGUGGUUCUAUCUUUAAAGCUAUAGAGUACUAAAAAAAAAAAAAAA
Molecule: messenger RNA, 5565 nt
Organism: Lynx canadensis (Canada lynx)
Lineage: Eukaryota; Metazoa; Chordata; Mammalia; Carnivora; Felidae
Gene: MCTP2
Product: multiple C2 and transmembrane domain containing 2
Exons: 18
Coding region: 187-2325 (712 amino acids)
Biological process (GO): regulation of neurotransmitter secretion
Cellular component (GO): synaptic vesicle membrane
Molecular function (GO): calcium ion binding
Source: RefSeq, a predicted model, not a curated record